AUGCCUUUAUGUUUGUUACUGCUGUAGCCAUGACGGCGAGCUCCAGUGGGGGAGGGGCGAUGGGGUGGUUCUUUCUACAGUGAGUGAUCGGCAUGUUUUUUGGUCAAUAAGAGAAGGAGCUAGUAAAAUAAGUCCUACGAUUGGUCCUUUCCAAUAUUUUCUGGCCAAUGGACAUCGGAAGAGGGGGGCGGGUCCACUGGGCCUUAUUUUCUUCUUCCUGCGGUCGGGCCUCACUAUUCUAGGCGAUCGGGCCCGGAGGGGCGAGACCCCUGCGUGAUUCCUGUCUGACCAAAGUGACUUCAAAAAGAAGGGAAAAUGGCUUCUGAAUCUGAAACUCUGAAUCCCAGUGCCCGAAUAAUGACCUUUUAUCCAACCAUGGAAGAGUUCCGGAACUUCAGUCGCUACAUUGCCUACAUUGAGUCUCAAGGAGCUCAUCGGGCUGGACUGGCCAAGGUUGUUCCUCCUAAAGACUGGAAGCCACGAGCAUCCUAUGAUGAUAUUGAUGAUCUUGUCAUUCCUGCACCCAUCCAGCAGCUGGUGACAGGGCAGUCUGGCCUCUUUACUCAGUAUAACAUUCAAAAGAAAGCCAUGACUGUUCGAGAGUUCCGCAAGAUUGCAAAUAGCGAUAAGUACUGUACCCCACGUUAUAGUGAGUUUGAAGAGCUUGAGCGUAAAUACUGGAAAAACCUCACAUUCAAUCCUCCAAUCUAUGGGGCAGAUGUGAAUGGUACUCUAUAUGAAAAGCAUGUCGAUGAGUGGAAUAUUGGCCGGCUGAAGACCAUUCUGGACUUGGUGGAAAAGGAGAGUGGGAUCACCAUUGAGGGUGUGAACACCCCGUACCUGUACUUUGGCAUGUGGAAGACAUCCUUUGCCUGGCAUACAGAAGACAUGGACCUGUACAGCAUCAACUACUUGCACUUCGGAGAGCCAAAGUCCUGGUACUCUGUUCCACCUGAGCAUGGAAAACGGCUGGAGCGCCUAGCCAAAGGCUUUUUCCCAGGAAGUGCUCAAAGCUGUGAGGCUUUUCUCCGCCAUAAGAUGACCCUGAUUUCCCCUUUAAUGCUGAAGAAAUAUGGCAUUCCCUUUGACAAGGUGACUCAAGAAGCUGGAGAAUUUAUGAUCACUUUCCCUUACGGUUACCAUGCUGGCUUUAACCAUGGCUUCAACUGUGCUGAGUCUACCAAUUUUGCUACCCGUCGGUGGAUUGAGUAUGGCAAACAAGCUGUGUUGUGCUCCUGCAGAAAGGAUAUGGUGAAGAUCUCCAUGGAUGUGUUUGUGAGGAGGUUCCAGCCAGAAAGGUACAAACUUUGGAAAGCUGGGAAGGACAGCACAGUUAUCGAUCACACUUUGCCCACCCCAGAAGCGGCCGAGUUUCUGAAGGAGAGUGAACUGCCCCCAAGAGCUGGGAGUGAGGAGGAGUGCCCAGAGGAGAACAUGGUCGAGGAUGGAGAGGAGGGAGACCUGAAGAGGAGCCUGGCCAAGCACCGUAUAGGGACAAAGAGGCACCGGGUUUGUCUUGAAAUACCACAGGAGGUGAGUCAGAGUGAGCUCUUCCCCAAGGAGGAGCUGAGUUCUGGACAGUUUGAGAUGACAGAGUGUCAGGCUGCUCUUGCCCCCAUGAGGCCCACCCACAGCUCUGUGCGACAAGUUGAGGAUGGCCUACCCUUUCCAGAUUACUCUGACUCCACUGAAGUCAAAUUUGAAGAGCUCAAAAAUGUCAAACUAGAAGAGGAAGAUGAUGAAGAGGAACAAGAGGCAGCUGCCCUGGAUCUUUCUGUGAAUCCUGUUUCUGUAGGGGAACGCCUUAUCUUCUCCAGUUCCCAAAAGAAGUCCUCUUCUAGCCUGGGCUCCAGUUCUUCUCGAGAUUCUGUUUCUUCUGAUUCAGAAACCAGUGAGCCUCUCUCUAGCCAAGCCCAAGGGCAAACAGGAGUUUUCACUGUGCACAGCUAUGCCAGAGGUGAUGGAAGAGUCACUGUGGGAGAGCAAGUCAUGAAGAAGAAAGGCAGCACCCCCAGAAGUAUCAGUGAGCAGGAGUUGGCAGAGGUUGCAGAUGAAUACAUAUUUUGCCUGGAUGAGAAUAAGAAAUCCAAGGGUCGCCGGCAGCCCUUAAGCAAGCUCCCCCGCCAUCAUCCACUUGUGUUACAGGAGUGUGUCAGUGACGAUGACUCAUCUGAACAGCUGACCCCUGAAGAAGAGGCUGAGGAGACAGAGGCUUGGGCCAAGCCCCUCAGUCAAUUAUGGCAGAAUCGACCCCCAAACUUUGAGGCUGAAAAGGAAUUCAAUGAGACCAUGGCCCAGCAGGCCCCACACUGUGCCGUCUGUAUGAUCUUCCAAACCUACCAUCAGGUCGAGUUUGGAGGCUUUAGUCAGAACUAUGGAAAUGUUUCAGAAUUAGCCACCCAGACACAGAGGACCAAGCCAUUGAUUCCAGAAAUGUGCUUCACCUCUACUGGCUGUAGCACAGACAUCAACCUUUCUACCCCUUACCUUGAGGAAGAUGGCACCAGCAUGCUCGUUUCCUGCAAGAAGUGCAGUGUCCGUGUCCAUGCCAGUUGCUAUGGGGUUCCCCCUACAAAGGCUUCUGAAGAGUGGAUGUGUUCUCGGUGUUCAGCCAAUGCCCUGGAGGAAGACUGCUGUUUAUGCUCAUUACGUGGAGGGGCCCUACAAAGAGCAAAUGAUGACAGGUGGGUCCAUGUAUCUUGUGCUGUGGCAAUUCUGGAAGCAAGAUUUGUCAACAUUGCAGAAAGAAGUCCAGUGGAUGUGAGCAAAAUUCCUCUGCCCCGCUUUAAACUGAAAUGUGUCUUCUGUAAGAAGCGAAGGAAAAGAAAUGCUGGCUGUUGUGUGCAGUGUUCUCAUGGCCGCUGUCCAACAGCUUUUCACGUGAGCUGUGCCCAGGCUGCUGGAGUGAUGAUGCAGCCUGACGACUGGCCUUUUGUAGUCUUUAUUACCUGCUUUCGGCACAAGAUUCCCAAUUUGGAGCGUGCCAAGGGGGCCCUCCAGAGUAUCACUGCAGGCCAGAAGGUCAUUAGCAAACAUAAGAAUGGGCGCUUCUACCAGUGUGAGGUGGUCAGACUCACCACUGAGACCUUCUAUGAAGUCAACUUUGAUGAUGGCUCCUUCAGUGACAAUCUUUAUCCAGAGGAUAUAGUGAGUCAAGACUGUCUCCAGUUGGGUCCUCCAGCUGAAGGGGAAGUGGUGCAGGUGAGAUGGACAGACGGCCAAGUCUAUGGAGCUAAGUUCGUGGCCUCCCACCCCAUCCAGAUGUACCAGGUGGAGUUUGAGGAUGGCUCACAGCUUGUGGUUAAGAGAGAUGACGUGUAUACGCUAGAUGAAGAGCUUCCCAAGAGAGUUAAAUCUAGACUGUCAGUAGCCUCAGACAUGCGCUUCAACGAGAUUUUCACAGAGAAAGAGGUUAAACAAGAAAAGAAACGGCAACGAGUCAUCAACUCAAGAUAUCGUGAAGAUUACAUUGAGCCUGCACUGUACCGGGCCAUCAUGGAGUAGAUGCUUUCAGGGUUCAAGAGGUUCCCAGCCAUCAAGGCGAGAGCACUCUGGGGUUCCACAGCACAGCAGACACUUGGAACUCAGCAGUCUCUAUAAGUGAAGUUGUAAAAAGAAAAGGAAUGAAAUACCCAGCUCCAUCACCUUCUCACCCAACCCUCAUCGCAUUCCACUGUAGUGAAAUGACAAGCUGUUUUGGACACUUGGCAGCAGCCACUGAUCUCCCAGUUAAGGGGCUGACACUGGAAUGCUGUGACUAUAUCGGCCCCCAGUCCAAAAAGGGGUCAACUGUGCCAGCUGUUCUGGCCUAGGACUUAGCUUCCUAUCAAUCACCUGUACCAACUAAGCAAGGUGCUGGUGUUUGACCCAACUCCACUUUUGUAUUUAUGUGUGUAUGCGUGCGUGUGUGCGUGCGCGCGUGUGUGUGUGUGUGUGUGCGCGCAUGUGUAUGUUUGGUCUGGACCAGCUUCUGACAGCCCCUGGCCUUUACUAUCUUCCUUGCCUAUGCAGGGCAAACAAAAUGUGAAAUUCUACCCUCAGCUGAGCUGAGUAAGGGUCUCUAGGGGUUUGCUGGGUGUGCCAUCUGUCCAGGCCUGGAACCAUCUCAAGAGAGUGUUGGCAAAGCUGCAGUAUUGAGAUGCUGAGGAACUGAUGCCGCUUCUUCUUCCUCCCUUUGAAGGAGAACACAGGGGUGACAUGGUGUGUGUGUGCCCACAUAUACUCUAGGCACAGAGCUCCUGUGGCACAGUAUUAGAGGGUAGGUGGGGAAUACCUGUGAAGAGGGGAUUUUAAUGAUGGAAGCAGGCAGAGCCUGGUGGGUGAUUCUGUGAACAGAAAAUUGCAAUCAUGC
Molecule: messenger RNA, 4351 nt
Organism: Castor canadensis (American beaver)
Lineage: Eukaryota; Metazoa; Chordata; Mammalia; Rodentia; Castoridae
Gene: Kdm4a
Product: lysine demethylase 4A
Biological process (GO): chromatin remodeling; regulation of gene expression
Cellular component (GO): nucleus; chromatin
Molecular function (GO): histone H3K36 demethylase activity; histone H3K9 demethylase activity
Source: RefSeq, a predicted model, not a curated record